AUGAGCGAUGUUCUAUCCCAAUAUAAAGGGUGUUCAAUCGAGGAUUUACCUACACCAAAUUUCAUUAUUAAUGAAGAAAAAUUUGAUAAGAAUUGUACCACAAUGUUGAACAACGUUGAAGAGCUAAGUGGGGAAUGUGGCGUACCAAUCAAAUUUCGUGCUCACAUAAAGACGCAUAAGACAGCAAAGGGUACUUUGAAGCAAUUGGGCCAUGGACUACCAUUGGCUAAGCGCACUACAAGAGCUAUAAUAGUAUCAACUUUAAAAGAAGCAGAAGAACUUUUGAAUUAUCAAGAUAGACAAUGUUUGGAUUACAUUGACGAUAUAACAUAUAGUCUGCCCUGCUGCGUUCCAGAGGUUAUUCCUCUUUUGAGCAGUUUGUCAAGAAGAGUGGAUAAUUUUCAGAUUUUUGUGGACAAUAUUGAACAUUUGGAGAAUUUAAAAGAUUUUGGUAGACCUGCUUCCGGCAAGAAAUGGUCGAUUUUUAUCAAAGUCGAUAUGGGGACUAAGAGGGCGGGCCUUGCUUUCGAUUCUCCCGAAUUUUUGAGUCUUCUGAAAAGACUGACUUCGUCAGAGAUUAAAGAAAUAAUUGAACCGUAUGGGUUUUAUGCACAUGCCGGGCACAGCUACUCUUCAACUUCGAUGAGCGACACUCAGAAUCUUUUGAUCGAAGAAGUGAAAGCAGUCAAUUCCGCUGCCAAAGUCUUGUGCUCUGUAGACCCUAAUUUCGAUGCUUCUAAAUUAACACUUUCCGUAGGCGCUACGCCAACUUCAAAUUCUUUGAAACUCGAUAAUAAAAGUACCCUUGUCAAAUUCAUUACAGCUGAAUUAGUUGGCGCACUUGAAAUACAUUGCGGCAAUUACUGCAUGUAUGACCUGCAGCAGGUGGCAACAGGCUGUGUUCAAGAGCACGAAUUGUCCGGUUUCGUAUUGGGGACAGUACUGUCAUCGUACGCUUCUAGAGGCGAAUUGUUGAGUAAUACAGGUGUGAUGUGCCUAACGCGGGAAGCCUCCUCGAUAGAAGGGUUUGGCAUAUGCAGUAAUUUGCAACAAGUUUUAAAAUCCGAGGAUUUCAAUAGGGAAUGGUAUGUAGCUAGGGUUUCUCAAGAACAUGGGAUAUUGAGGUCAACAAGAAACUGGAACGAAACAACUCCAUUGAAAUUAGGCACCAAAUUUGCCGUUCUUCCUCAACACGCUUGUAUUACAAUGGGGCAAUUUCCAUAUUAUUUCGUAGUAAAUAGCCAGGGUAUUGUCACCGAUGUUUGGGUACCGUUUCAGAAAUGGUAA
Messenger RNA from Saccharomyces paradoxus, 1287 nucleotides. It is a transcript of the gene DSD1, whose product is annotated as D-serine ammonia-lyase DSD1. The record is from RefSeq and is a predicted model, not a curated record. Gene Ontology annotation, biological process: D-serine catabolic process. NCBI's taxonomy places the organism in Eukaryota, Fungi, Ascomycota, Saccharomycetes, Saccharomycetales, Saccharomycetaceae. The transcript has a single exon. The coding region runs from base 1 to 1287 and encodes 428 amino acids. Gene Ontology annotation, molecular function: D-serine ammonia-lyase activity.